GUCCAGGUUAGUAGUAGAUCUUCUCGACGCAUAAUAUGAGUUGGUAGCCAAUCAAUAAUUCAUUCUACAGCCCCCCGCGUCGUCGUGAGGGACGGCACGGGCGGUUCCCGCAACGCCGCCACCAACCCUCUCGCUCCUCAUCUCCCUCCCCUCGCCGCCGUCCGAGCUCGCUGGCGGAGGUCCGCCUGGCGGCAAUGAAGGUGGCGGCGGGGCCUCUUUCCCACGGGCUCUCUCCCCACGCUCGCCAUCAGGCUUGUCACCAUGGUAGCGACGUCGGUGGUGGCUGACUUUUGAGUGGCGGGUGCUCUCGUGGUUCGGCCCGGUGGUGGCAGAUCCGGUGACGCCGGAUCCGGUAGUCCUCGAUCCGAUCCUUCGUUGUGGACGCCAGCGUGGAUUAGCACGGAAAAGUCUCCUUUGCUCCACUGACAAUGAGCUUUAAAUUUUGCACUAUAAAAUUUAAGGAUAGUAAGAUUGGACUCUAUUUCUAUUAAUUUUUGAACUAAAAUAUUUUUAGGGCCCCAAUAAUUUAUGAAGAAACAUUUGGAUCGCGAUCCAUUACCACCCCUAACCUCGCUUGACUCUCCUCUACUUAGCUUAGGGGUGUUAAUCUUCAAGUUAGGACCCUGUAUGUUCUGGAUGCCGUGUCAGUCAUCCUCGACGAGUUCCCAGUUUGGUGCACGACGAUCUCGCCGGCGUCGACACUAUCUCUGUCCGAGAGCCCCGACGAUAGCCCGGUGCACUUGCACUCGGGAGCGCUAUGUCAAGCUAGGGUAUAAAGCACAAAAAAGUGAUCCUCUCAUCUAAUUGAGACUGUUGAGUAUCUCACAUAUUCUUGUGCUUGCUUGCUGGGAUCGGCUUUGGCUCAGGAGCAUGAGCGAAAAGAUAUGAUUCUUCAUUUCUCCUUCUGGCUAUAAGUUUUAGUUUCUUUAUGAUGGGAAAUAAAACUGGUAAGCCUGUCUUCAGUGAGCUCAAAUCCACAGAGUUUAGUUUAUUGGAGAGCACUCUAGUACAGGAUCAUUGUGCAAUCCCGACUUGUGUACCAUUGGAUUUUCUGAAGGCCAUCACGAGUGAUUUCUCUAAGGAGCAAGAGCUAGGAAGAGGUGGGUUUGGAGUUGUUUAUAAGGGCCUUCUUAAAAAUGGGAAGGCGAUAGCUGUGAAGAAGCUUUCUGAAAUGAACCUAGAUGACGAUCAGUUCCAUAAUGAAGUUACUUAUCUUUUCGGGUUGAAGCACAAAAAUAUUGUCCAGCUAAAAGCUUAUUGUGCUGAAUCACGGUGGGAAGCAAUCGAAUUGCGCAGAAAAUAUGUCAUGGCUGAAUCUCGGAAAAGGCUGCUGUGCUUUGAGUGUAUAAAUAAUAAGAGCCUUGAUAAGCACCUUUCUGCUGAAUCUCAUGGGGUUGAGUGGCAUAUCAGAUAUGAGAUAAUCAAAGGAAUUUGCCAUGGUUUGCAUUACCUUCACACAGAUUGCCAAAUUGUUCAUUUGGACCUAAAGCCUGAGAAUAUAUUGCUAGAUGACAACAUGGAGCCAAAAAUUACAGAUUUUGGUAUGUCCAGGCUCUUUGGUCUACAACAAUCCAAAAUCAUCACCAAAACUUGUGGAGGAACACUUGGAUACAUGGCACCAGAAUACUUACUAAAAGGGUUGAUUUCAGUGAAGGCCGACAUAUUCAGUUUGGGCGUUAUAAUCAUAGAGGUGAUGACCGGAGGCCGGAAUUAUCCCACUUGUGAAAAAUCUUGCGAGCAAUUCGCUGUUGAUGUGGUUGGACGUUGGAGGAAGAGGUUAUUGGAGGAGGCAGGAAGGUACACACCCUUGGAAAAAUACGUUGAGCAAGUAGAGACAUGCAUCUUGAUAGGAUUGAUGUGUGUCGAUGAUGAUCCUAACAAAAGGCCCACGACAUUGGACAUUAUCGAAAGGCUUACCAAAGUAGAUGUCACGAACACGGACAGAGGGCCACCCAAAACUCUGGAGGCCGCGACAGGGCUUACAGGCCACCCCAACCUCGCAACUAGAUCAUUUCUUGACAGGUUCCGCCGAACCAUCGUGAUAGGGAUGCUGAAGAAGGCCCUGAAAAUCCAGGACGUAUCGCAGUUGGAGCAGCUCCUGGCCAAGGAGGUGCUGCUGGAGCUCCACAAAAUCGGCACGAAUGCAACUGGAAACAGAUCGUUCCUGGAGAGGCUCCACGCAAGCAUCACCAUGGCUACGCUGGUUCAGGCGCUGCAUUCCUUGGACUUGGAUCCAUCGGCGGCGCUGCGUAUGGAGGUGCUGUUCUUGGCGCUGGAGAAUAUGCGUGGAAAAAACAACUCAAGGCGAAGAAGCGAGGACGUCCUUGAGCUGGAGGAGCGGCCAGAGCAGAUCCGGUCGGUGCUGGAGGCUGGCACCAGGGCCAGGCUCAGUGAUGAGGAACACAUGCCGUCGGUGUCUGUGCAGGCUGAAGACCAGGCCUUUCCCAAACCGAAGUUGGCCAAAGUACGCGCCACCGCCCCGGUGUGCGUGUCAGCAGUGUGGUUGGCGGCCGGCAUAGGAUUCCUGUGUGGAUUCACCCUAGGAGAGAUGAGGGGAUUAAGGCGGACGAGGGUCCACGAACGCACGUGAUGCCAAUGUGCCCACAUGACAUGGCCAGAAAAUGUCACUGCGGUGGACCAUGCAUGCACGAAUUAAGGAGCACCAGUUAGAAUACGUAUUCUAGAUUCAUUUUACAAAUUCUGUAUUUAAAAGGAACUUGUGCAUUGUGACAGAGGCGGCGGACUGGAUCAGGUUGUAUUGUUUCUGCUGGUGUCCUGUCGUAUGUAUAAGCCACGGAGUGUAUCGGAUGAAAUUGAACAGAGAAAUGUGCAAUAUAGAACCGUGUUGAGGGCAGCCUUUCAUGCUUCUGCUA
Messenger RNA from Zea mays, 2873 nucleotides. RefSeq names its product putative protein kinase superfamily protein. Gene Ontology annotation, molecular function: ATP binding; protein kinase activity. Lineage: Eukaryota; Viridiplantae; Streptophyta; Magnoliopsida; Poales; Poaceae. The record is from RefSeq and is a predicted model, not a curated record. Bases 929 to 2590 code for a protein of 553 amino acids. The transcript is spliced from 7 exons. Gene Ontology annotation, biological process: protein phosphorylation.